AUGUAUGUAGGCUAUAUAAAGAAUGAUGGUACACAAGUUAAAGUUCCAUUAGACAACAACUGCUACUUAAACUUAUAUGGAGACGAACAAAAGAAAUAUUUAAGAGUUUAUGAAAUGGCAGAUAUGACAUUGCCUGACCCAGCUCCAGCACCAUAUUAUUAUGACUAUGGUGUUGACGCACGUGUAGACCCAAAAAAGCAAACAUUAUAUUUAGAAUAUUAUAGAUAUAAAAGAUAUAAUGCAAUAGAAAAAACGAGAAUAGUAUACUAUUAUGAAGAUGACAGAAAUAAAUAUUAUAGUCAAGACUUUACCUACCCUGAAAACAUAAGAUUAUAUUAUAAAAAAUAUUCUGACACAAACCAGAAGAAACCUGAAAUAGUUGCACUAUAUUUUAAGUUCAAAAGAGACAAUCCUAUAUUAUCUCAUAUGUUUGAUUUAAUGAACCCAGUAGGUUCUAUUUAUACAUCUAUGGAUGCAAGAUGUCCUCAAGUAAUGUUUGGUGUUGGUGCAUGGGAACAAAUAGUUGACAGGUUUUUGUAUUGUGCAAACUCUUCAAAGGAAACAGGAGGAAGUAAAACGAUUUCAGGUGAAAAUUUACCUGCGCACAGUCACUACAUAGAUUUAAGUACAUCUCAAGCAGGUUGGCAUAAGCAUAAAUUUUGGGAUUGGUCAGCAAUGAAAAAAGGUAAAGGAUAUGAUGUUAAAGACGACGUUAAGUUUGCUAUAAAUUGUUACUGGGAUGACACUCAGGGAGAAGGAAACCAUACACAUUUCGUUUC
Trichomonas vaginalis G3 is the source of this 779-nucleotide messenger RNA. Its product is annotated as phage tail repeat-like family. Lineage: Eukaryota; Parabasalia; Trichomonadida; Trichomonadidae. The transcript has a single exon. The annotation marks the transcript as partial. The record is from RefSeq and is a predicted model, not a curated record.